UCGUGUAAUUCCAUAGCGUCCAGUCUCUUGAUUUUGAUAUUAAGUACAGAAUUAAUGGCAUAGCAAGACAGCCACCGGCGAUGCCAAUUCCGACCAUCGACCUCAGCAAAGCAGAAGAUCCGGGAAGACUGCAAGAAUUAUUAGAUGAGGUACGACAUGCAUUGCUGGAGGUUGGAUUUCUGUAUCUCUGUGGCCACGGGAUCCCCGAAGGGGUGACGCGAGCAAUAGUGGAAUUAUUACCGACUCUGUUUGCACAGCCAGACGAGGUCAAGAGGUCGGUGGCUUUGUUACAGUCGCCGCAUUUCCUAGGCUACAGUGCGUUCGGAGCCGAGACGACGGCCAGGGUAGCAGACCAGCGAGAGCAAUUCGAGCUAGCUAACGAGUUGCCUGAUCGGUAUGGUGAUAGCAACGGCACACUGCCCUUGUAUACUCGUCUGCAGGGCCCGAAUCAGUGGCUGCAGACUCCCGACUUGCCACACCUGCGAUCCCUCGUCGAAAGCUAUAUCUCAGCCUUGCAGGACGUGGCCGCCAGGUUCCUCGCUGUUGUGAACGAGGCUCUGGGUCUGCCACAGGGUACCCUGGCGGGCUUCACCGGCCCUCAGGAUCGCCUCAAGCUGGUGCAUUAUCGCCCUUUGCCAACGGCAGCAGCGUCGACGCCGGAGGGCGAUGUUUCUGGCUCGCAGGGUGUAGGCCCGCACAAGGACUCCAGCGGUUGGAUAAUUUUGUUGCUGCAGGCGUCAGAUCCUUCCAUCAAAGGCUUGCAGGUCCUGUCCAAGGACGGUCGCUGGAUGGAUGCUCCCCCUGUGCCUGGGACCUUGGUUGUCAACUUAGGACAAGCAUUUGAGGUUGCGACCAAUGGUGUUUGCAAGGCGACCACACACCGUGUGUUGUUGCCUCCGGGUGACUACGAUCGCUACAGUGUGCCUUUCUUCCAAGGCGUGCGGCCGGACUUGACCAAAACCGACUUGAAGGUGCUCUGGGACCAUUUCCAUGCUCGGAAGUGGAACUCUCACGAGUCUGACGAGGGUCAAAAUGUCGACAGCCCUUUCCUGAAAGGUCGCUACGAUACUUGGGGCGAGGCUCAGUUGAGGACCAAGAUUAGGAGUCAUCGAGAUGUGGGAGCAAAAUACUAUGCGGACGUUUUGGACAAGUAUAUCAAUGACGAUUGA
Molecule: messenger RNA, 1169 nt
Organism: Exophiala mesophila
Lineage: Eukaryota; Fungi; Ascomycota; Eurotiomycetes; Chaetothyriales; Herpotrichiellaceae
Exons: 1
Coding region: 81-1169 (362 amino acids)
Source: RefSeq, a predicted model, not a curated record